GAAAGAUGGUGAAGCUCUUCUGCGCGAUCGUUGGUGCGGCGGGCAGUGCGUUCGAGGUGGAUAUCGACGAGGGUGCAUCGGUUUCCGCGUUGAAGGACGCGAUCAAGGCGAAGAACCCGGCGACUAUCACGUGCGACGCCAACGACCUGCAGCUCUUCCUGGCGAAGAAAGACGAGGGCCGCGGCGCGUGGCUGCCAGACGACGACCAAGCUGCGCUGGAUCUGGAGGACGGAAAGAUUCACGAGGACAUUCAAGCGUUGAUCGAUGGAGAGAAGAUGAAGGCGACGAAGACUUUGCAGCACUGGUUGUUCGAGAAGAACGAGAUGCCUCCACCCUCUACCGAUCAGAUCCACGUGCUGGUGGUGGUUCCGGGUCAUGUUCGCGUUGACAUGGAGCAGGAUUCAGACGGUGGAUCAUCAACGCUCAAUGCGUCGUACCUGCCAUAUUGGCGGUCAUUACACUCAUUGUUGUGGCCUAUGGAGAGAAUCCAACCGACGAAAAAGGAUGUUUAACAGUUCCUGGCCGCUCGCUGUUCAUGUGUCAGAUGAUUGGUGUUGAUAUUGUGAUGGGGCCGAUUCUGUCAUAUUCGCAACAUUGGAAAUCGAAGCUUGACAACAUGAUCGAGGAAGCGAAGGACGAGACACCGUUAAAAGCCCAGCGACAAGAAAUGACCGACCUGACUUUUGCUGCUGAAGCCCAGCAUCAAGAAUUGACCGAGCACACUUCGCUGCUUCCUGCUACUGAAGCUCAGCGACAACCUCAACAACAACAACCCACACAGAGCACAAAGAGAAACAGAGGAAGAGGAAAGAGGAAAUGAAUAAUUUAAUGGAAGCAUGGUGUCUUC
This is a messenger RNA of Phytophthora sojae, 847 nucleotides long. RefSeq lists its product as hypothetical. Lineage: Eukaryota; Oomycota; Peronosporomycetes; Peronosporales; Peronosporaceae. The coding region runs from base 6 to 512 and encodes 168 amino acids. The transcript has 2 exons. The record is from RefSeq and is a predicted model, not a curated record.